AUGAGUCAUUUAUUCACUAGAAUGGUAACAGUAUGGUUAGAACAACAAACGGCAUCGAUUACGACACAAAAUGGAUUAAAACCAGUUUGUACCAAACGAAAACGUACUAAGUAUGAUGAUUUAUCGAACAAGAGAAAAAUUAUUAUUAAUUCAACGACAAUGAGUGAUAAUGAUGAUGACGAACGUUUAUAUCUUUCACCAAGAGUCUCUCCGAUAAUACCAAAAGCUACGAAAUCUUCUAGUUUCGUCAAUCGUUCUUCAUCAUUAAUGGUUGUAUCUUGA
Molecule: messenger RNA, 282 nt
Organism: Rotaria sp. Silwood2
Lineage: Eukaryota; Metazoa; Rotifera; Eurotatoria; Philodinida; Philodinidae
Source: the annotation of a GenBank genome assembly